AUGGAUCUACUAACUGCAAUUAUUCUCCUGGCUGCUUUGUUACACCAAUCUGAUGGACAGUCUCCAAAUGAAAAACAGAUCGUUGAGCUGCACAAUGACAUCCGGAGAUCUGUAAUUCCCACAGCCAGGAACAUGCUGAAGAUGGUGUGGAGUGAGAAAACUGCCAAAAAUGCUCAGAAAUGGGCAAAUCAGUGUGGGAUGAAAGUCAGCCCAAGAGACAAGAGAGUUAUUAAUGGUGUCGCCUGUGGUGAGAAUGUGUUACUGUCAGCCUACCCAAGGACAUGGGCUGAUGCAAUUCAAGUGUGGUACAGUCAGUCCUCCAAUUUCAAGUAUGGAUAUGGAGCAAUCUCAAAAAAUAUCAAUGUUGAGAGCUACACUCAGCUAAUCUGGUACAACAGUUACAAGGUGGGAUGUGGAGUUUCCUACUGUCCCACAGGCUCCUACAAGUACUUUUAUGUUUGCCAAUAUUGCCCUGCAGGAAAUAACCCAAUGCAAAUAGCUAUGCCUUACAGAAGCGGACCAAAAUGUGCUGACUGUCCUGGCCACUGUGACAAAGGACUUUGCACCAACCCCUGCAAAUACCAGGACCUCCUUGGAAACUGCAAAAAUCUGAAAAUGUUGUUUGGCUGUAACCACUCACUGGUGAAGAAGAAGUGUCCUGCAAGCUGCAAAUGCACCACUCAAAUCAUCUAAAAUCCUGCUGGGUGUCAUUAUAGCUGCUGAGAGAUUAUAAGGAAAGUGUAGAACCCACUGUAAAGUAUAUUGUGUAUU
Molecule: messenger RNA, 771 nt
Organism: Melospiza melodia melodia
Lineage: Eukaryota; Metazoa; Chordata; Aves; Passeriformes; Passerellidae
Gene: CRISP2
Product: cysteine rich secretory protein 2
Exons: 7
Coding region: 1-693 (230 amino acids)
Cellular component (GO): extracellular region
Source: RefSeq, a predicted model, not a curated record